Miniopterus natalensis is the source of this 294-nucleotide messenger RNA. The record is from RefSeq and is a predicted model, not a curated record. Lineage: Eukaryota; Metazoa; Chordata; Mammalia; Chiroptera; Miniopteridae.
AUGUGUUGCAAUGUGAAGCAUGACAUUCUUUGUGUUAUCCCACUGCAGCUCUUCCUUCCCUCCAUGAGAAAGAAGCCAGCUCUGGCAGAUGGCAGCAGCCCCGAUGGCGACCUCCUACAGGAGCACUGGCUGGUGGAAGACAUGUUCAUCUUCGAGAAUGUGGGCUUCACCAAGGACGUGGGCAACAUCAAGUUUCUGGUCUGCGCAGACUGUGAAAUUGGACCAAUCGGCUGGCAUUGCCUCGAUGACAAGAACAGUUUCUAUGUGGCCUUGGAACGGGUUUCCCAUGAGUAA